Mercurialis annua (annual mercury) is the source of this 3405-nucleotide messenger RNA. RefSeq names its product ubiquitin carboxyl-terminal hydrolase 9-like. Gene Ontology annotation, molecular function: cysteine-type deubiquitinase activity. Gene Ontology annotation, biological process: protein deubiquitination. The coding region runs from base 186 to 2999 and encodes 937 amino acids. NCBI's taxonomy places the organism in Eukaryota, Viridiplantae, Streptophyta, Magnoliopsida, Malpighiales, Euphorbiaceae. The transcript has 14 exons. The record is from RefSeq and is a predicted model, not a curated record.
CGGUCGAAGAGAUGGUAAAUAAAAGUAAACAGCUCUUCUCUUCCCUUGGCGUUUUGGGUGCCAAAAUCAAUUCCUUAAAUCUAGGGUUAGCUAGUCUCGAAUAUACAUACCUUCCUCUCCACCCUCUCUUUUAUUACAUUGUUUUUCCCAAUUCAACUCUAAUCUAAUCCAUCGAGAGUUGUGAAAUGACGAUGAUAGCUGAUUCAGGAGACUGUUCGAUGAUUGAGAAGGGGGGAGGAGAAUCUCCGUCUACGCCUCAACAAGAGAAACAGAUAGUGGAUGAGUUGAUGCAUGAAUCUGAGCGCUGUUUGAAAGAUGGCAAUCUAUACUAUGUCAUUUCCUACAGGUGGUUUGCAACAUGGGAGAGGUAUGUUAGCCAGGACAACGAUAGCAACAUGGUUGAUGGGGAGCCAUCUAAUUCCCAAUAUUUUGAUGUUGUUCCCUUGAGUACAGCGGAUAGACCUGGUCCAAUUGAUAAUUCUGAUAUAGUCCAAAAUGGAAGCAACAGUGAGGCCGAUGAUCUAGAGCUCUCUAAAACAUUGUUGGAGCGGAGGGACUAUGUUUUAGUUCCUCAACAAGUUUGGGAUAAGCUUCUGCAAUGGUACAAGGGGGGACCAGCACUGCCAAGAAAGAUGAUUUCAGAAGGUGGUUCUAACAAGAAGCAAUUCCGUGUGGAGGUUUAUCCGCUUCAACUCAAAGUAAUUGAUUCCCAGGAUCACAUGGAGUUCACUAUAAGAUUAAGCAAAAAGGCUUCUCUGCAUCAGCUUUAUGAGAAGGUGUGUGCUAUUAGAGGAACAGAGCGAGAAAAGAUCAUUAUCUGGGAUUACUUUAAUAAGCAAAAGCAUUCAUCAUUGGUUGAAUCAAACUCUACCUUGGAGGAGUCAAAUUUGCAGAUGGACCAAGAGGUUCUCCUGGAGUUGAGAGAUGACGGACUGUAUCCUUCCCAAUCGGGAAAGGAUUCAACAGGAAACGAGUUGGCUUUGGUAGCCCUGGAACCAGCAAGGACCUCCUUGUCAAUUGCUGGGGGUCCAACAUUGUCCAAUGGACAUUCAAGUAAUAACAGCUUGAAUUUGAGGCCGGGAAGUGCUUUUAACCCCGGAUUUUCUGAUGCUGAUGAUGGAUUUGGUGCUCACAAUGCGGCUAGAAAAAGUGAGAAGGGAGGUUUAGCAGGAUUGCAGAAUAUGGGUAACACAUGCUUUAUGAACAGCGCCCUUCAGUGCUUGGUUCACACUCCCCCACUUGUCGAAUAUUUCUUGCAAGAUUAUUCCGAUGAGAUCAACACCCAAAAUCCUUUAGGAAUGCAUGGUGAACUUGCACUUGUAUUUGGAGAGUUGUUGAGGAAACUGUGGUCCUCGGGGCGGACUACAAUUGCACCACGUCAAUUCAAGGGCAAACUUGCGCUAUUUGCUCCACAAUUUAGUGGUUAUAAUCAGCAUGAUUCUCAAGAACUUCUUGCCUUUUUAUUGGAUGGGCUGCAUGAAGAUUUGAAUCGUGUUAAGCAGAAGCCUUAUAUUGAAUUGAAAGAUUGGGGCGGUCGGCCAGAUGAGGAGGUUGCAGAUGAGUGUUGGAGAAAUCAUAAGGCUCGUAACGAUUCAGUUAUAGUGGAUGUUUGCCAAGGUCAAUAUAAGUCGACGUUAGUUUGCCCCGUUUGCAGCAAGAUCUCAAUUACAUUUGAUCCCUUUAUGUAUUUGUCACUGCCGCUACCUUCAACUGUCACGCGUUCGAUGACUAUAACAGUGUUUUAUGGUGAUGGAACUGGUCUGCCCAUGCCAUACACUGUGUCGGUGCUUAAAAAUGGCCUUGUCAGAGAUCUUAUUCAGUCACUGGCUUCUGUAUGCUGUUUGGAAAGAGAUGAAAGCCUUCUGCUGGCUGAAGUAUAUGAACAUAGGAUUUAUCGCUUAUUUGAAAAUCUUUAUGAGCAAGUGGUUUCUAUAAAGGAUGAAGAAUAUAUCGUGGCCUAUCGGCUUAAGAAAGAAACAGGGAAACUGAAAUUGGAGAUCGUUCAUCAGGAAAAGUCUACACCAGAUAUUCUAAAAGGCAGUUGGAAGGAUUUUGGAACUCCUCUUCUUACUUAUUUGGAAGAUGACUUGCUAAGUGGAGUUGAUAUUGAGUUGGCUGUUUCUAGACUGCUCUCACCCUUGAGGAGAACAUGUUCAGUUGGUGUGGUUCAUCAUGGCAAGGAAAAUGGUUUAGUUUCAGAAGCCAUUGGUGAAACAUCGAACAGCUGCAAUGACCAAUCUGAACAGGAAGAUGAGGCAAUGGAGUGUGUAAAACCAGGAGACACAUCCAAUGAGGAGUUGUUAUUCCAGCUCUUUUUAAGUGAUGAUAGGUAUUCAGCCCACAAGCGAAUUUUGAAAAAUUCUGUGAUAAAAUUUGGAGGGAAUCGUAUAAAAGUUUUUCUGGAGUGGACUGAAAAUGAAAAGAAAACAUAUGAUUCUAGCUAUCUGAAGGAUCUCCCGGUGGUUUAUCAUAAGGCUGGGUUUACUGCUAAGAAAACUAGGCAGGAAGCUGUCUCUUUAUAUUCAUGCCUGGAGGCAUUUUUGACUGAAGAACCUUUAGGGCCAGAUGAUAUGUGGUAUUGCCCUGGCUGUAAAGAGCAUAGACAAGCCACCAAGAAGCUAGAUUUAUGGACAUUGCCUCAGAUUCUUGUUUUCCACUUAAAGCGAUUUUCAUACAGCAGAUACCUGAAGAACAAACUGGAAACUUUUGUAGAUUUUCCCAUUCAAAAUCUUGAUUUGAGCAAAUUUGUCGAAAGUAAGGAUGGUCGAUCUUAUGUAUAUGAACUAUAUGCCAUCAGCAACCAUUAUGGCGGUCUAGGUGGCGGGCACUAUACUGCUUUUGCAAAGUUGAUGGAUGAGAAUAGAUGGUACAAUUUUGACGACAGCCGGGUUGCUCCUGUUAAUGAGGCUGAUAUUAAGACUUCAGCUGCUUACGUGUUGUUCUACCGAAGAGUUGGGACUGAAAAAAAGGCAGGACAGGGAGAGACAUCACAGUGUUGAAAGGUAAUCGAUCCCUGCAGUUAUACAAUCCCAUGCCUUUGGAGCUCAGACGAAGCCGGCAUUUUAGCCAUUUCGGUCAGCAUUUUGAAGAUUUCACGGUACAAAGGCACAGAUGUAUCUAUACAUACAUAACAGGUGGCAGCAGCUGUUACGAGAAUCAGUUUGCCAAAUCAUUUUAUUAAUUCUUUUGGAAGAAUCAUUGGCUUAAUAUUAGGUUGCUUAUAGAUCCCUGUGUUUUUCGAGGGCCUUCAAUGAUUUUAGACCCAGGAUGGGCACAUGUGCCAAAUAACUGUAGGCAAUAUGAUUUUUUCCCCUCAAUUUCAUAAUAUCUGAGGAAAAGCUGAAAGCUUUUUAUCCAUGAUCUAGGAAUUGAUUAUCAUUAAUUAGAGUAAUUAUCUUAAGCUUC